AUGGCUGCGUGUGCAUUUCCAAUUGUGAAGUACCCAAUUGGCACGACGUCGUGGUCACUAACCAGUGCUCAGAUACGCACGACGACGGUAAAGUCCCUUUCUCAGGAGGAGAAGAAAUUGCACGUCGGGAAAGUCGACUGA
Molecule: messenger RNA, 141 nt
Organism: Peronospora matthiolae
Lineage: Eukaryota; Oomycota; Peronosporomycetes; Peronosporales; Peronosporaceae
Source: the annotation of a GenBank genome assembly